Trichoderma aggressivum f. europaeum is the source of this 648-nucleotide messenger RNA. RefSeq lists its product as uncharacterized. Gene Ontology annotation, molecular function: ER lumen protein retrieval receptor activity. Gene Ontology annotation, cellular component: cis-Golgi network; membrane; endoplasmic reticulum. The transcript is spliced from 4 exons. The record is from RefSeq and is a predicted model, not a curated record. NCBI's taxonomy places the organism in Eukaryota, Fungi, Ascomycota, Sordariomycetes, Hypocreales, Hypocreaceae. Gene Ontology annotation, biological process: endoplasmic reticulum to Golgi vesicle-mediated transport; protein retention in ER lumen. Bases 1 to 648 code for a protein of 215 amino acids.
AUGGUGCUCAACGUCUUUCGCAUUGCUGCGGAUUUCUCGCAUCUGGCGAGUAUCCUCAUCUUGCUGCACAAGAUGGUGCAGCUCAAGAGCUGUUCGGGCAUCUCCUUCAAGUCGCAAGGCCUGUAUCUGCUCGUCUACCUCACUAGAUACCUCGAUCUCUUCUCGACCAACAGCAUCUACAACUUCGUCUUCAAGGUCCUCUUCAUCGGCUCCCAGGGCUACAUCAUCUACCUCAUGACCAACGCCUACAAGCCCACCAACGAUGUCAACGUCGACACCUUUCGAGUGCAGUACCUCCUUGGCGGCGCCGCCAUCCUCGCCGUCGCCUUUCCCUACUAUUACACGCCCGCCGAGAUCAUGUGGGCCUUUUCCAUCUGGCUCGAGUCCGUGGCCAUCCUCCCGCAGCUGUUUAUGUUGCAGCGCACUGGCGAGGCAGAAACCAUCACGACUCACUACCUCUUCGCCCUCGGACUCUACCGCGCCCUCUACAUCCCCAACUGGAUCUACCGCUACGUCGCAGAGCCCAACCAUAAGGUGGAUUGGAUCGCCAUUGUCGCCGGCCUGAUCCAGACGGUUCUCUACAGCGACUUUUUCUACAUCUACUACAACAAGGUUCUCAAGGGCAAGAAGUUUAAGCUGCCUGUCUAA